Planococcus citri (citrus mealybug) is the source of this 1035-nucleotide messenger RNA. RefSeq names its product 26S proteasome non-ATPase regulatory subunit 8-like. The record is from RefSeq and is a predicted model, not a curated record. Bases 109 to 927 code for a protein of 272 amino acids. Gene Ontology annotation, cellular component: nucleus; proteasome regulatory particle; proteasome regulatory particle, lid subcomplex. The transcript has 6 exons. Gene Ontology annotation, biological process: proteasome-mediated ubiquitin-dependent protein catabolic process. Lineage: Eukaryota; Metazoa; Arthropoda; Insecta; Hemiptera; Pseudococcidae.
UCAAAAUCAAAACAUGACGGUGUUAAAAAUUUAGAGGAGGUGCGUUACAAAGAAAGUAAUAAUUUUUUGAGAAAUUCGCAAGAAAAAUUGUCUCAAAUUGAUAUUAAAAUGGAAAGCGAGGAAGCGAAACGGGCCAAUUUAAAGACGGCGAAGCAGGCUUUUCAAAAACUCAAAACCGAAUGGUCGAAACGUCCUCCCAAUUUAGAAGUUUGUGGACAGUUACUCACCGAAUUGAAAGUGUUACUGCUUGAAUUACAAUUCCUGCCUACCAACGCUGAUGCAUCAGAGGAAGAAUUAUUAUUAGCGAGGAGCUGUCUUGAAAUCGGCGCACAAUGGAGUAUUGCUCAAAGAGAGAUUGCAUCGUUUGAACGUUACAUGAAACAGUUGAAAUGUUACUAUUUGGAUUACAAGAGAAAACUACCCGAGUCGGCUCAGAUGUACCCAUUAUUGGGAUUGAAUUUAUUAUUUUUACUAUCUCAAAACCGAGUCGCUGAAUUUCACAUUGAAUUAGAAUUAUUACCUAUUGAUAAAAUUUUGAAUAACGCUUUCAUAAAACAUCCGGUAUCUUUAGAGCAAUACAUUAUGGAAGGCAGUUACAACAAGGUACAUACUGCUGCUCACAUAGUUCCAGAUCCUUCUUAUGCUAUAUUCAUGGAAUCCUUAAUUGAAACAAUUCGAAACGAGCUAGCCAGAUGUUUAGAAAAAGCAUAUCCGAAAAUAUCUGUUAAAGGAGCUAUGUCGAUAUUAAAUUUGCCUAAUGAACAAGUUUUGGCCCAAUACAGUAAAACGAGAAACUGGCAGUAUCAUGAUGGUUAUUACAUGUUCAGCGGAGAUGUCGAUGAAAUGGCUGUGGAUGAAGAAAUGCCUUACGUAAACGUAGCCAAAAAAAUGUUACAGUACGCGAGAGAAAUGGAGAUGAUUAUUUAAGAAGAUACUUUUUGUGUGUUAUAAAAAUUUCUUUUAAUGUUAUUAAUGCAGAUGAAUUGGUUUGUAACAUUUAACUGUAAAAAUAUUCAAUACAAAUUUUUGCUAUAA